Messenger RNA from Aspergillus japonicus CBS 114.51, 1059 nucleotides. RefSeq lists its product as uncharacterized. Lineage: Eukaryota; Fungi; Ascomycota; Eurotiomycetes; Eurotiales; Aspergillaceae. Bases 1 to 1059 code for a protein of 352 amino acids. The record is from RefSeq and is a predicted model, not a curated record. The transcript is spliced from 4 exons.
AUGGUUUUCACGAUACCUACCGACGUCUCCGUCAUUUUGCAGUGUCUCUUUGCCGCGAUGGCGUGGGCAGUAAUGGGCGCCCGGCUCUGGCUGCGCAAACAUCGAUGCCGGCGCUUCGACGCCGGCGACUACAUGACAAUGCUGUGCAUGUUAACUCUCUUACUGUCCUUGAUUAUGAUCUCGGUAUACCAGAAGUUCAAGGUGAGGAGUUUACUUCAGAAGCCGGGUGGGCCAACCCCUCAUGAUCUUGCAAUCGCAAAAAGACUCACGCGGGUUUAUGUCGGGUAUACAUACGUCUAUAUCAUCUAUCUCUGGGGCCAGAAAUCAGUCGUGCUUCUCUUCAUCCAGCGCAUCUGGGGUGGUCUUCCGUGGCCUCACAUCUGGAUUCUUGUGGCAUGGGGCUACCUCGCGCUAACCUUUAGCUUUGCAAUCAUCGGCUGGAGUGUGUCCUGCACAGGGCCGGUGCAUAAUAUUGUCCUGACGGGACAUCCACCAGUCAACUGUCUCAACUCUAAAGGAUCUUUAUACUCCUACGUCGCGCAAAAUACCUCCAGCGACCUGUUACUCAUCAUACUUCCGAUCCCCUGGUUGCUCCAGGUCCACCGACCCUGGUCUCAACGUCUCCUCCUGAUCGGACUCUUCUCCCUCGGGCUUCUGGUGGCCGCGGCCAGUCUCGCCCGCGCGUUCCUGUCCUCCACCAACCAAGGCAUCAACGUCAUCAUCACCCUCUUCGAGGUGCUCCUCUCGGCGCUGGCGGCCAACCUCCCGACCCUGUACAGUCUGCGGCGCCGGAAGCAGGCGCCGGCGCCCUCCACCCUGGACCCGGAGUGCAGCAUGCCCCAGCCCCAGCCGCAGCACCUGCCUCAUCCUCAUCUCCGGGCCCGCGCCCUCACCGAUACGGAGAUCAUCGCCGACUCUGGAGAUACGGAUACGGACGCCCAGUCCGACCACCGGAAUACGCGCGUGUCGAGCCAGGCCAGCACGGAGCCAUUGUUUCGACGGGAGUUGAAUUCUAGUCUAGUAGUCCUUCUGCGUGGAUCUUCACCUCGGGUCUCUUGA